Symsagittifera roscoffensis is the source of this 969-nucleotide messenger RNA. Its product is annotated as dynein axonemal heavy chain 3-like. Lineage: Eukaryota; Metazoa; Xenacoelomorpha; Acoela; Convolutidae. The record is from RefSeq and is a predicted model, not a curated record.
AUCCGCCAGCAGCCAAAGUGGUCGGAGUUUCCCCCAAGCUUCAAUUUGGUCAGAUCAAACACCAGGGCAACAGACAGUUCCGACCUUCAAUCAGGCCACAAUGGCGGGGGAGCAACUUUCCCCUCCAUCUCCCGCCCCACCCCAAAUGCCAGUGCCACCACAGCCAGUCUCACUGCAGACUUCCUCCACUCCAAGUCCAAGACAGGUGUGAACAAAAAGCUGAACAGCAGUUGGCCAGUGAAGGAGAAGCCAGUUAGACUGGAGGAGAUGGAGAGAGAGCUGGCUCACAAACUCCUUCAGGACAUGAUCGAAACCAGCUCCGAACGACGCAAACUGCCUCAAAAAGGUAAACACAAACUGGACCCAAUCACCCACCCCACCAAGAGGAAGACACCCCCCUCCCCACACUCGAACAAAGACAAGAAGAGUACAAAUGGGACAGGAGGGGGAGGGGGAGGGGGGAGGAGGGCUUCGAACACUCUGAAUUUGGCCCACAAGAAGGAGACAGAGAGACAGAAACAGAUGUUCAGAAGCACUCUGGUUGAUAUACUUAUACCAAACGGCCAAUCUCUUCAACAAGUGCAGGCUGUUGACCCUCAAGGAGAACAUGGCGGCUCUCAAGCUGCACGACCCAACCAGGCUGAAAAAGACAUGAUGAGGUACCACUACUACAUCUCGAAUGGGAUAGACACAGAACACGUGGCCCCAAUGGAGGACAGUUGGCUGCAACACAUCAUGGGACUGGUGAAGGAACCCCUGAAGAAACACCAGGAGACCAUCGAGAACUUAUGCGAUGAGAUCAAAGAGGACUACCUACUCAGUGUGAAAAAGGCCAUUGUUGACUUUGUUCUCAACGACCCCUCGACCACCAACGGUCUAUCCCAGCCGGGGGGACCCUCUAGACCCCAGACAGCUUCCCAGCUGACAGCCAGGAUCAAAAGUGCACCUAGGAAGGAGGGGAAAGAAGGA